AUGUGGCGGCGUGGAAGUGAUAUUAAGUGUUUUGUUUUGUUUUUAAAUAACCGCUCCAGGUAUUGGAAGCAGCACCAUUUUGAUGGAGUGUCCUUGAUCCAAAGUGCCCUCCGUGAAGCAUAUGGUGCAAAUCCUCCCACUUUGACCUCCGCUGCCCUGCGCUGGGUCUACCAUCACUCAGAACUGCAGGAUAAAUAUGGAGACGCUGUGAUUAUUGGCAUGUCCAACAUGGACCAAUUGCAGGAAAAUCUCCGCUCCAGCGAGGAGGGGCCUCUCGUCCCGAGCGUGGUGGAGGCAUUUGAGAAAGCUUGGCACCUCACAGCGCAUGACUGCCCCAACUACUUCCGCUGAAGGAAGGCCUGCCGGGGGGCGGAGGUGGCUCUCAAUUCUUAGGGAAAGGGGAAUUAAACAGAGCUUGCUGCAAGACAC
Messenger RNA from Pseudonaja textilis, 429 nucleotides. NCBI's taxonomy places the organism in Eukaryota, Metazoa, Chordata, Lepidosauria, Squamata, Elapidae. The record is from RefSeq and is a predicted model, not a curated record.